Drosophila persimilis is the source of this 975-nucleotide messenger RNA. RefSeq lists its product as uncharacterized. NCBI's taxonomy places the organism in Eukaryota, Metazoa, Arthropoda, Insecta, Diptera, Drosophilidae. The record is from RefSeq and is a predicted model, not a curated record. The coding region runs from base 102 to 908 and encodes 268 amino acids. The transcript has a single exon.
GAAAAAAAAACAGUAAAUUUUUGUUCAAACAUUUUCGAUUGAUAAAAAAUUAUACAAAUCGGCUUUAAACUUGUGCAACCAAUUCGACACGGGCUACGACCAUGUUUCUCUUAAAGAAUACCAUGAGGAGGGCGACAACGGUGAUGCAGGUCCUGAGCAGGCCGACCCCCGGCUUGUUCUCGGUUUGCAACGCCAUUAGGAAAAUGGACACACUGUACGGGCGCGAAGGCUGCGAGGACUGCGUGGAUAGCUACCCCGUGCUGUCGGUGCGGAAGGACCUCAAGCGGAUGGAUCCCCCCGACAACACGAGGGUGCCCGAGGCCUGCUGGCAGUCCCUGCGCCGCACCGAGUACAAGUGUCGUACCGAUCCGGAGUUCACAGUCGACUCUUUCAUCACCGAGAGAAUGAAGUGCCUGGCGGACCGGUGUGCCUUUGCCUUUCCCCCCAGGGACCUGAAGUACUACCGGCCUGGCGACAAGCUGCGUCGCAAGUACCAGCGCACAUGGGUCGAGUGUGUGCUGAAGCGUCGCAAGCGUAAGGCCAAGUGCAUCCUGAAGCCAAUGAACAUCAAGCGGCGCAAGCGCAGGAAGCCCAAGUCCCCGACCGUCUGCAAAAUGGUUCCCUGCAACGCCGGGGCACCCAAGCUGGACCUGAUGACCUGCACCAAGUCGAUGGGCGGGCCGUGCCCGAAAAUAACGAUGCCCUUCUGCAAGGAGGUACAUAGUUCAACCAGGUGCAAGAUUGGCGCACGCGGCCCGAGCAAGUGCCGCAAGCGUUUGACCAAGUAUCCGAGCUUCUCCGAGUGCUUGAUCGAUCCCUUGCCGGAGGCGCCACCCACCGAGUGCAACUGCCUUAAGCGACCGUCCAUGUGCUCCGUCUGGGAGUACUAUCGUCACAGGAAGUCCUAGGCUGUCGAUUCUAUCGCUGAUUAAACAAUAGCCCAAACUAGUGCAAUUACAGAGCAAACAAACAAAA